UGUGCGAGGGGAGAAGAGGAAGAAGAAGAAGAAGAAGAAGAAGACGGGAGAGGGUGGAGUGAUGGGAGGGAGGAAAGGGGAGGGGAGGGUGACACUUUUCCUGGCUAGCCGACCUAUCACUGCGCUAUAUUUCUGGAGGCCUGUAGGUGAUGCACAUGCAGAGGGGAGAGGAGACACUUGCUAGAGUCUGCUCAAGUCAUCUGUGCUGCAGGGGACCACUUCCCUUGUGACAUUUGCCACCACCUAAUUGCCUCUCUGAUUAAUUAGACUGCCUGUGAUGGUGCAAAUUGUAGCGGGGAGAUUUCCUGCCGCGCUGUGAACUCCUGCUGCCACCAUCUCUGUGUCUUUUUUUUUUUUCUUCUUUUUUUCUCAGCCAAUGCUCAACAUGACACUGGAUAGAGACGCCUGUUGGACACAAUGACAGCCGACAAGGAGAAGAGAAGGGCGAUCAGCCGCGAGGCGGCCAGAAGGAGACGACGGGUGGAGUCUGACGUGUUUGGAGAUUUAUCUCGCCUCCUGCCGCUCCAGCCCUCCAUCCGAGACAACCUGGACAAGCCCUCCGUCAUUCGCCUCACCCUCAGCUACAUACGCAUGCACUCAUUGCUCAAAGGAAAUGCUGGAACAAGAGCAGAGGCCAGCCACACAGUAAAAUAUGGACAAGUGUUGGCAGGUGGAGGGGAACUGCGAGUGUGUGGCGGAGGCCGCGACGACAAGGAGAAGGAGACGGAGGAAGCUGAGGCCUCGGAGGAGACCAACAUGUACCUGAGGAUCCUGGAGGGAUUUGUGAUGGUUAUAUCCACUGAGGGAGACAUGAUCUACCUGUCUGACAAUGUCGGCAAAUACAUGGGGUUGACACAGACUGAGUUGAUGGGACACAAUAUUUUUGAGUUUACUCACCCCUGUGACCACGAGGAAAUCAGAAAUAAUCUACGGCUAACGGCAGAGGAAGUUUGGUGUGGUGCAAAGAGGGACUUUGUCAUGAGGAUAAAAAGCGCUCUGACACACAGAGGAAGAAGCACCAACCUCAAAUCAGCUACGUGGAAGGUUCUGCACUGUCAGGGCCGAGCGAAGGUGUGCGUCACUCCCUCUUCAGUCUCCUGCCUGCUGCUAACCUGCCAACCUCUGCCCCUCUCACACACACUCCUCAGCACGUACACCUUCACCAGCCAGCACAGCAUGGACAUGAGGUUCACAUACUGUGACCAGAGAGUGACUUUGCUUUUAGGCUACAGUCCUGAGGAGCUGCUGGGCCGUUCCAUCUAUGAUCUCUGUCACACGCUGGACACAAGCUGUUUGACCAAGAAUCAUCUGAACUUGUGUUUCAAGAGUCAGUCAGUCAGCGGUCAGUACAGGAUGCUGGUGAAAGGUGGAGGUUAUGUCUGGGUGGAGAGCCACAGUGCUGUCAUCCCCAGUGUCCGACCCUCCAAGUCCAGACCUGGCGCUCACCAGCCGCUCUGCAUCCUCUGUGUUACCUACAUCCUAAGUGGAGUGGAGGAGCCAUCCCUGCAGCUUUCUUUGGACCAGACUGUCAGCAGAUAUUUGAGCUGAAACCAGAGUAUGAAGAUCAGUCUGCUGAAUCCUCAUCCUAAAAGAAACAACAACAAUCUGCUCUACCUCCUUCUGUGAAUUCCUAUCAGCUAUUUUCAUGGAACUAACUUUUAUUAAACAUUAAGCUUUCUAAUUCA
Messenger RNA from Lates calcarifer (barramundi perch), 1685 nucleotides. It is a transcript of the gene epas1a, whose product is annotated as endothelial PAS domain protein 1a. Lineage: Eukaryota; Metazoa; Chordata; Actinopteri; Centropomidae. Gene Ontology annotation, biological process: cellular response to hypoxia; regulation of transcription by RNA polymerase II. The transcript is spliced from 9 exons. The coding region runs from base 418 to 1548 and encodes 376 amino acids. Gene Ontology annotation, molecular function: DNA-binding transcription factor activity, RNA polymerase II-specific; protein dimerization activity; RNA polymerase II transcription regulatory region sequence-specific DNA binding. The record is from RefSeq and is a predicted model, not a curated record.